AUGACGACCUAUACGACCAUGCUGAUGUCCCAAAUUGAACGGGGACCAUCCCAAAGCAACAAUGAUAAGAAAAUGAAGAUGUAUGACGACUUGUAUGACCUCAUGGAAAAAUAUGAGAAGAUGGCAAGGGUCAUUUCACCCUUCUCGCAGGAGAAAGAGAGCGUAGUGAAAAUGAAACGGUACAAGAUCAUAGAAGAAGACAUUGAGAAACUUCUUGAUCAUCUUGUAUUCAAGCUUGAGUUCAACGGUACAGAAAUUGGUACUCAAGGCCUGGAGAAACUGGAGGGUCAGAUGUGGAUGGCCGACCACAGUUCACAAUUGUGGACACUGGAGCAACUUUCCUUGGAGCUGGCUCAAGACGGGGAAAUCGAACUCAAAACAACAUUAAUAUCAAUACUUAGCAAGCUCUCUGGCUAUUCUUGGGCAGCAAAGGCGCCAGUGCUGACGUUUGCGGCAUUUGCUUUGAACUAUGGAGAUUUCUGGGAUCUUUCACAGGUGCACUCAUUGGACAGACUCGCCAACUCAGUGGGAAUCACAAAGCCUGUAACUGCCACCUUAAAUCGCCCAGACAUUCGAAACUGCAAGAAAGCAAUUGGGGAGCUUAGCAAUAUGAUCAAGGACACGCUGGAAGUAAUCGAAUGCAUUGUUGAGUUGGAAAAACUAUGUCAGUCAAAGGAUACCUAUGGCGAUUUACUUGCCUUCAAGAGUGGCGUAGACAUUAUCUCAGUGCAUGUCUAUUGGGCAAUCACAACUGUUAUAGCAUGCACAAUUCAAAUGUACUGUCUUAGUAAAGAUGAGGACAAGAUACUGGAACUAUUGCCCUUGUCUAAGAAGAUGAACGUCACUCUUAACCUGCUAAAGAUGCAAAUAGAAGAAUGCCAUCAACAAAUAGGGGAAGUGAAGGCAUAUUGGCGAAUGAAGGAAACUCCGGUAACACCUACAAAAAUGGUUGAGGCUUUCAAGGCGCUGAUUUUAUCCGAGGAGAAUCUGCAGCAGCUUAUUGAUGGCUCCACAAACAAAAUGGUUAGCUGUAAUUAG
Carya illinoinensis is the source of this 1038-nucleotide messenger RNA. RefSeq names its product protein SIEVE ELEMENT OCCLUSION B-like. Bases 1 to 1038 code for a protein of 345 amino acids. NCBI's taxonomy places the organism in Eukaryota, Viridiplantae, Streptophyta, Magnoliopsida, Fagales, Juglandaceae. Gene Ontology annotation, biological process: phloem development. The record is from RefSeq and is a predicted model, not a curated record. The transcript has 6 exons.